AUGUUGCCAUAUGUUCUUACAGCAUCAUUCCAGUUGGAUGCCUUAAUGAGCAGCCCGCCAUACCGUUUAAUUCAGCGAAGCCUACCAGGGUCACUCGGAACUGCCCCCGAAGGAGCAGUAGGCUAUCAGCCGCCACCCGGACCUGUUGUCAAUAAUGCUCAGCCGACAGAGACCAGGCCAGUGGUGGAUAAGACAGCGACAGUGGCAAGCACAACGGCUACUCAAGGUCUAUCGCGCGAGUCGAAACAAGAGGCAGCUGAACUUAACGGCACACCACCUGUGACGGCUAACCCGCGAGACAACGUUGCCAUCCUGACUGGAACCGCAACAAAGACACAGGCGAGGAUAGAGGGGACACAGGCGGCAACAGCUGUUCGAGAUGUUGAUUUAACCCCAGCCAGCCUAUUCCUUUCAGUUGUCCUAACCGUAUUGCAACUCUAA
Molecule: messenger RNA, 441 nt
Organism: Aspergillus pseudotamarii
Lineage: Eukaryota; Fungi; Ascomycota; Eurotiomycetes; Eurotiales; Aspergillaceae
Exons: 2
Coding region: 1-441 (146 amino acids)
Source: RefSeq, a predicted model, not a curated record